Messenger RNA from Zea mays, 1485 nucleotides. RefSeq names its product mitogen-activated protein kinase kinase kinase 17. Gene Ontology annotation, biological process: signal transduction; protein phosphorylation. Bases 1 to 1128 code for a protein of 375 amino acids. The transcript has a single exon. Gene Ontology annotation, molecular function: ATP binding; protein kinase activity. Lineage: Eukaryota; Viridiplantae; Streptophyta; Magnoliopsida; Poales; Poaceae. The record is from RefSeq and is a predicted model, not a curated record.
AUGGACGCCUCCGUGGCGAAGCAGCUCAGGCGAGUCCGCACGCUCGGGCGCGGUGCGUCGGGCGCCGUCGUGUGGCUGGCCUCCGACGACGCCUCGGGGUGCCUCUUGACGGUCAAGGCCGCGGGCGCCGGUGGGGCGGCGCAGCUGCAGCGCGAGGAGCGGGUGCUGGAGGACCUCUGCUCUCCGCACAUCGUGCCCUGCCUCGGAUCCCGCACGGCCGCAGGCGGUGAAUACCAGCUGUUCCUCGAGUUCGCGCCCGGCGGGUCGCUGGCCGACAGGGCAGCGCAGAGCGGGGGCCGCCUCGCGCAGCCGGCCAUCCAGGCGUACACGCGAGACAUCACGCGGGGGCUGGCGUACCUCCACGGCCGCUCGCUGGUGCACGGGGACGUCAAGGCCAGGAACGUAGUAAUCGGCGGAGACGGCCGCGCCAGGCUCACCGACUUCGGGUGCGCGAGGUCUGUCCAGCCGUCCCCGUCGCGGCCGAUCGGCGGGACACCGGCGUUCAUGGCGCCGGAGGUGGCUCGCUGGGAGGAGCAGGAGCCGGCGGCUGACGUGUGGGCGCUCGCAUGCACCGUCAUCGAAAUGGCCACCGGACGCGCGCCGUGGACCGACGUGGGCGACGUCUUCGCUGCCGUCCACAAGAUUGGCUACACCGACGAGGUCCCGGAGCUGCCCGCGUGGCUGCCAGCGCAAGCGAAGGACUUCUUGCGCCAGUGCCUGGCGAGAGACCCCCGAAACCGGCCCACCGCAUCGCAGCUGCUGGAGCACCCGUUCCUUGCGUCCGCCUUAUGCGAUGGCAAUGGCAAUAAUGCCGAUCCGACCAAGCAUGACUGGACGUCCCCCAACAGCACGCUCAAUGCGGCAUUCUGGGAGUCCGACGAGGACGAGGACGAGGAGACCUCUGAACGAGCGUUCGAAAGGAUCAGCUCAUUGGCGAGUCACUGCACGGAUUUGCCGGACUGGGAUUUGGAGUUGGAGGAAGGAUGGAUCCAAGCGCGGGGAGACUGCUCCCGCGUCUCCGAGGCACCGGCAGCCAUGCUGACAACCAGUUUUGCCUUAGGGUGUGAAGCGUUGGAUGCCGCCGCCGCCGUUGUCGUCGUGGAAGGCCGCAGUGCAUUUGCUACAUGAAGUGCAGGAGUUAGAGAUGAUUCUACCAUAUGCCAGAGACAUUCGCCUGUCCACGCAGGACGGCAGGACGCAGUGUAGGAUUUCUCGACGAUUUUGUUAAGUGCCAGAGACGUCCCAGCGCAGGAAUAGGCAGCAAUGUAGGAAUUACAGAUGGUUUUGCUGAGUGCAAGAGACAACCUAGGAUGAGCGCAGGCAGAAAUGUAGGGAUUGCUGUUGAUUUUGUCAAGAGGGAGAGACAUUUUAGGGCUACUGUAGACAGCAAUGUAGAGUAUUUGCGCCCGGUUGCCAGUCACCGGGGCGAAACUGGGGAGCUCCUUUGUCUUGUCCUUGUAACCGAGAGGUAGAAGAUAAAUUCGA